Ceratosolen solmsi marchali is the source of this 1250-nucleotide messenger RNA. It is a transcript of the gene IFT46, whose product is annotated as intraflagellar transport 46. The transcript has 4 exons. The coding region runs from base 105 to 1115 and encodes 336 amino acids. Gene Ontology annotation, biological process: intraciliary transport; cilium assembly. The record is from RefSeq and is a predicted model, not a curated record. Gene Ontology annotation, cellular component: microtubule organizing center; motile cilium; intraciliary transport particle B. NCBI's taxonomy places the organism in Eukaryota, Metazoa, Arthropoda, Insecta, Hymenoptera, Agaonidae.
CUCAAACAGCUUACAUUGAUAAACACAGCCAUAAACGACGAUAUAGUAAAUAGCAUAAACGAGCAGGAAAUAAAGAGUAGUCUCAAACAGAUUAUGUAUCAACGAUGGCGGCACAGGAUAGUAGCGAGGAAGAGGAGAGAUCUCAAGAUAUUUCCGCCUUCACAAACUUUGACGAAAGUAUUGAUGUUCGGAACGCCGUAGAAGUUAAAAGUCCCGUGAUCGAAAAGCAAGUCACGACAAGCAUAAAACUCCCCAAGAGUAAAAGAUCAAUAGUUAACGGUGUAACUCCGGAAGUCGAUGUACGAUCCCCUAGGAUGAUGGAUUUUAGAAGAUACUCAGUGCCCGAAGAAUCGUUUAAUAAAGUCAUAGGGCUGGGUAGCGAAACUUCAGAUAGUGAAGACAGCGAAGAAUUGAAUAAUCCAAAGAUUUCUAAAACAAAGCAAGUUGAAUUAUAUAAUUUCAAGCAAUUUGAGGACUUGGAAGUGUCGACUGAAGUAAGGGAACUUUUUCAAAAUAUCAUAAGGUAUACCCCACAAAAAAUUGAGUUGGACUACAAGCUGAUUCCUUUUAUUCCCGAUUACAUCCCAGCAGUGGGUGACAUCGACGCUUUUCUCAAAGUUCCGAGACCUGAUGGUAUUUCUGAUCAAAUAGGCCUUACCGUUCUUGAUGAACCUGCAGUUGAACAAUCCGAGCCCGCAGUGCUUCAUUUGCAAUUACGCAGUAAGACUCGUAGUGCCACUGGUUCUUCCAAGGCAUCAGUAGUAAAACGACUGGAGGAUGUAUCAAAACAGGGUCGAAUGAUUAAUAAAUGGAUCGAGGAUAUGGGAGAACUAUACCGAAGCAAGUAUCUGCCUACUGUCGAAAUAUCAAAGCAAUUCCCAGAUAUGGAGGCAUUACUGUGCCAGUGGCCCUCCGAGAUCGAGAAUAAGCUUUAUCUCGGCACUUCUGCUGACUUCGAUAAGCUAGACUGCGACCUUCUUCAGCUAAUUGACCUCAUCUGUGCGCUCCUCGAUAUACCCGUUUAUGGUAGUGCGAGAAUAGAGUCCCUGCAUACGCUUUUCUUUCUUUAUACCCAAGUCUAUAACAUUGACAUACAAACGAUCCAUCAUCUUUGAAUACAUUAUGUUACGAUUUCAUGAUGCGUGGAGCUUGUAAGGAAUAUGUUCAUAAACCAUAGAUAUUAGGCAUUUUCUUGCAAAUAGGAAUUCAAUUACAAUUUACUGUAUUAUACACUGCAAAUAAUAAUAUAC